UUCUAUUAUUCUCCUCCUUUCCUUUUUCUCUCCAGAAAACUAUAGAGGAAUCCCUUCGAAAACCCUUUCCACUCCUCCUCUCCUUCUGUGAGCUGAGUUUUGGUUGUUCAAUUUGCCGCUGUCUCCCAAGGUCAUUCCCACAAACCAUUACAGCUACACUUGAGGAGACCACCUCUUUUUUUAGUGCUAAUAACAAUCUUUUCUUUGCAUUAAAUAAAGGGUGGAGUAAGAGUUAAACUUGCUUCCUCCUCUGGUGACACCAACCAAUCAAAGUACUUGCUUUGAUUUGAAUAGCCCCGCCUCUUUAUUUUGCAUAGUUCUUGCUCUGCAGCUGGGGCAUAAUGCAAUAUUCAAAUCUGCAUGCAAAAUCCAUCAGGUAUUCUGGCUAUUUCAAAAGCUGAUGCUGUUCACAAGAAAAUGAAGCAAUUUGUGAAUAUCCUUCCUUGGCAAAAGAUAAUCGCAGCCGGAACAGGCAUUACAGAAACGGAGAGAAAGGCAUGUUUUGUGCAGGAAAAAGAAACGUGCUAUAAUAAUUUGUCGUCCCUUUGGUUACGAUUAGCAUUUUUCUUUUUUUUCUUUUUUUAAAAAAAGGUACAUUCUGUACUGAACCGCAAACUCAGUGAAGUAAAAGAGAAAAAAGAAAACAUAUUACGAUUAAAAGCAGACGGGAGGGAAGAAAUGCAGUCAAUAAACCUAUAAUGAUCUGGACCAAUGGCUUUGGGAGAUCUCUUCAAAGUACAAUGACCUUCAGUGAACUUAAGCCAGAUAAAUCACCUGCAAGAACUGGGAGCUUGACAUGAGUAAAAGCUAGCGGUGGGAGAAAGCAGCAUAAUAAGACCUCUAGGAUUGACACUGUCUUGGGUUCAUCAAUGGAUUCCCGGUGUGAGCAGUGCAGAAAAUACGUUCUUCGCCAGAGCUCUCCUUUUUCUCCUUUUUCCCUUGUCCGAAUAACAGAAGGAGAAAUGAAGUCCUAUUACACUUUCUUAAGAAAGUGUGCAGAACUGGAGAAGAGAGCCCAGACAGAUGAAAUAAUGCAACAGGAGAUCAGGCCUGUCACGGCGGUGGAGAUCAUCGAACAACUGCACCGACAGUUUGCUAUUUUGUCAGGUGGAAGAGGGAAGGAUGGGGCACCAAUCAUUACCUUCCCCGAAUAUCCGGGCUUCAGUGAGAUCCCCAAUGAAGAUUUUCUGAAUGUUGUCACCUACUUAACUAGCAUUCCCAGUCUGGAGGCUGCCAGCAUCGGGUUCAUCAUCAUCAUAGACAGACGGCGGGACAAAUGGAGCGCGGUCAAGGCAUCGCUCACCCGAAUCGCAGGAGCGUUUCCCGGGAAUUUGCAGUUAGUGUUUGUCCUACGGCCGUCCCGUUUCAUCCAAAGGGCGAUCGCUGACAUCGGCAUUAAGCUGUAUCGCGAUGACUUUAAAAUGAAGGUACCGAUCAUCAUGUUAAAUUCAGUGUCUGACUUACAUGGUUACAUCGAUACAAGUCAGCUUACUCGGGAGUUAGGAGGAACCUUGGAAUACGGACACAGUCAGUGGAUACACCAUCGGACUGCCAUUGAGAAUUUUGCCAUGACUGUGAAAAGCACUGCACAGAUGUUACAAGUCUUUGGAACAAACCUGGCGGAGACAGAACUUCCCAACAAUGUCCAGUGCACGGAAGAACUUUUGUGUUCCCACACAGAACAACACACCAAGUUGAAGGAUGAGCUGAAGCUAGCUGUGAAGCAGGGGGCCAUGCUACUGACUUGUAUCCGAGAGCCUGUCUCACGAAGUGCCACCAGCAGACUCAGUCCUGAUGAAAUAGAAAACGUGGCAACAGUGGAAAGGUUGCUUGCCCAGUUGGAUGAGACUGAAAGAGCUUUUGAUCAGUUUUGGUCCAAGCAUCAUCUAAAAUUAGAGCAGUGUUUGCAGCUCCGCCAUUUUGAACAGAAUUUCCGAGAGGUCAAAUUAACACUGGACAACUUGAUGGAAGUGCAAGCAGCUUUCACAGAUAUUGGAGACAGCAUCUCUCGUGUGGAGCAUAUCCUGAAGGAACAAGGACAGUUAGAAGAAAGAGGACAGGAACCUUUGGAAAGAGCUCAGUCCUUGGCGGCCCACGGAGACCAGCUGAUCCAAAAUGACCAUUAUGCAAUUGAUUCCAUUAGACCAAAGUGUGUGGAACUCAGGCGGAUCUGUGAUGACUUUGCCAAUGAAACCAAGAAAAAAUACAAUAUCUUGGGGAAAUCCCUUGAAUUACACAGACAGCUAGAUAAGGCUAGCCACUGGGGUGAAGCUGGAAUCUACCUCUUAGCUUCCCAAGCCGUAGACAAAUGCCAGACACAAGAGGGAGCUGAAACUGCACUCUGUGAGAUUGAGAAGUUCCUGGAAACUCUGAAAGACCACCAAAUGCUGAAUGCAAAGGAAUUCUACAACCAGUUUGACAUGAUCCUCACCCCAGAAAUAAAGAACAAUGCCCAAAGAGUACUACAGAAACUCGAAGAUGUGCAAGAAAUGUUUGAGAAGAGACAAGUCAGCCUUAAGAAAUUGGCAGCAAAACAGACCCGGCCAGUGCAACCCGUUGCCCCUCAUCCCGAAUCCUCGCCCAAAAGAGCUUCUCCUAAAACUGUCCGUCCUGCCCCAUUAGCUCCCAAUAGAAGAUCAGUGGAGAUUCCUAGCCCUCCAAAAUCCAUCUCUGAUGCAGACUUGUCAAAAAAGAAAAGUGUAAAAAAGGCUAAAGGUGGAAUUAAGAUUGAAGUGAUGCAUGAAGCCAGUCAGGGAGGUUCCAGCAGAGUCUUGGUAUUAAGUGAAAGUGAAGAAAAUCUUUCUACUAGGAGAAGCCAUAUAAUAAAUGAAUUGAUAGAAACUGAACGUGCUUAUGUUGAGGAACUUCAGAGCAUAAUCAAGGGCUAUGCCUCAGAAAUGGACAACCCUGAUUUAAUUCACUUGAUCCCAGCUGUAGUUUUGAACAAGAAAGAAGUUCUUUUUGGAAACCUCUCAGAAAUCUAUGAAUUUCACAACAGAAUCUUCCUCAAAGAACUGGAAAACUGCAUAGAAAAACCUGAGCUUCUGGGUCGGUGCUUUUUAAAAAGAAAAGAAGAUCUCCAGAUCUAUGAAAAAUAUUGCCAAAACAAGCCUAAGUCAGAAGCUCUUUGGAGGCAGUGUGGAGACAGCCUUUUUUUCCAGGAGUGUCAGAGGAAAUUAGAUCAUAAGCUUUCCCUUGAUGCUUAUCUUUUAAAACCAGUCCAGAGGAUUACCAAAUAUCAGUUGCUUCUGAAGGAAAUGAUAAAAUGCAGCAAGAAUUCUGAAGGCACUGCUGAACUUGAAGAAGCUCUUGCAACAGUUCUUGAUAUCAUCAAGUCGGCGAACGAUUCCAUGCACCAAAUAGCAAUUACAGGCUAUGAGGGAGAUGUGGCUGAGCUGGGUAAAUUGCUCCUGCAGGGCUCCUUCAAUAUCUGGACCGAUCACAAAAAGGGACACAACAAAGUGAAAGAUUUGGCCAGGUUCAAGCCGAUGCAGAGGCAUCUCUUCUUAUAUGCCAAAAUCCUACUUUUUUGCAAGAAACGGGAAGAGAACACAGAUGCUCACGAGAAGUCUCCUUCCUACAGCUUUAAAAAUUCCUUGAAGAUGAGCACUGUUGGUAUUACUGAAAAUGUCAAAGGUGAUCAUAAGAAAUUUGAGAUCUGGUACAAUGGCAGAGAAGAGGUCUAUAUUAUUCAGGCAGCAUCUAUGGAACUGAAGAACACAUGGGUGUCAGAGAUCAGGAAAGUCCUAACAGGACAACUGGAAGCUUGCAGAGAAGCAAGUCAGCUUCACCAAAGAAUCACAGAGAGCGUUUAUCACGCACCAAUGAAUUCAGCCAACUCCUCCAGGUAUGGCAGAAAAUCCAUGAGUUUGUGCGAAAAUAAAUCUGAACUUUCAAGGUUGGAAACAUCAAACAACCGGAACAUGAGCCCCAGCACCAGGCAGAAAAGAGCCGAUUCUUCCACCAGCCUUAACCUUGAGCGCUCAGCUCUUGCUCGGAAGCGGUUUACAUUGCAAGGGCUUUCCAACCGCAGAGCUCUACCCAAAGAUCCAGACUCUAAAGAGAGAGAUGUUCCCCGUCGCUUUUCCUUAGCUUCCUCCAUCAACAACACAACUAACACAUCUUCUCUAACCAAAGGUCCCCUUGUUCCUGGGGUUAAAGUCAAGAGGCAUGAAAUCAAAAGUGACCCAACUCCUCUAGGUUUUGAAGAUGCCUUUGAAAACACCUUCUUGGCUCAAGCUAACUCCAACGCUGUUUCCUCUACAAGAAUGGUACCCAGAUCAGCUUCACAGACAGGUUGGCCUAGCAGACAGAUGCCAUCGCUAGAUACAUUUGAAGACUUUGAAGCCAUUCCAUCCAGCACUGAGGACCUCUCAAACUCUUCAGAUCUGGAGGAAUACAGCCACCCUUCCAAUGGAUCAAAUCUAUACCGGGUAGAAGGAAGCUUUGACACCUGUUUCCCAGACUCUCUUACUUUGGAGGAGGGAGAUCUAGUGGAGUUUAUUCAAGAAGGAGAGAAUGGGCAAUGGUUAGUAAAGAAGCUAGUUUCGGAAAAAACAGACUGGAUACCUUCCAGUCUGUUACAACCAGCAGAAGCUGAAGCCAACAGCACUUGUAGAAUCAGCAAUUCAGAUGUCUACAGCGAUACCCACAGCUCUGCAUCCACAAACUCAGAUAUGAAGGUGGGAGAGCUGAACAGAAGCUUAACAGCUGGACAGAAAGCUGGAAGCUGAGCAGACCAGGGAACAUCUCCUCAGGGCUCAAUCUUCUCUGUUUACCUGCAGAUGCUGGACCAAAUUGCCUUUUCCCAAAACUCCGGAUUUCACAAUUCAAUAUUUUGUCAACGUGAAAUAGAUUAAAAGAAAAUUAAAAAAAAAAAGAAGUCUUGCCGAGCUAGUAAAUUUCAAAAUACGUUAAACUUCAAAGAUGUCCGAGUUACCUUAGUAUUCGACAAAAGACACCCAUUGUAUGCUUUUCUUUUUGCACUGCAUUUCUGAACGUCGAAAGUAGGCUCAAUUAGAUGGACAACAACAGAUCGUUAUACACCCACAGCCUCGGGGCGGGAGUGCUGGAUUCUUGAAACUCGGAUCACCAACGAUCCUCAAGAUGAUGAUGCUCUGUUGGGCGGAAUGCCUUGCGUUCCUUCGCCAGUUUGGAUCAGCUGCCCGGCCAGCUUUCCGUGGCUCGAUCUACUUACGUGGCUAUUAUUUCAAGACAAUCAGAAACAGGGCAGGGCCAAAAAGAGGAAGCUGAGCAACAAUGAAGAAAGUGCAAUUCCUGAAGCUGAGCCAAAGGUUACACUUUUGCACCAACAGCGAAAGGUGUAACUCGCUUUGGGUUAUGUGUAAUCUUUUUGUCUACAGGGUGUUUUGGAUGCUAACCGGAAGCAAAUAAGUAGCUUGAAACUCCAAAAAGGGGACGAGGAAAGGGCUUUCAUGAAGGCAAUUAUGGGAUGUGGCAUCAACAAAGCAGCUUUGUCCCCUCCAGAGGUUUUGCAUCCAAUGCUGAGAGUUCUGUCUAAUGCUGCAUUUCAGUGUUUUACACUUGUGUAGAAUGCAUUCGGGCAUUUUCUUAUGCUGGGCUCUGGAUUAGAAUACAGAGUUCCUUCCCCAUCUCACCCCACCCCAAUAUUUAAUGCACCCCAGAUAAUGUUUCCCCUCCCCCCAACAUUGAGGUACUUGCAAAGGGAAUGAUUGCUAAGGAGAAUAUGUUGUCUUUUGAAAGUUUCUGGUCAUAUUUUAGGGCGGGGGGAAAGCAUUGCAGCCGUCUGAACAAUAUCAUGAGUUGCCAUAGGCAUACAAUGAAAUCAGCCUGGUCCACUUUAAAGCUUCAGAGGCUGUCAUCUUGCUUGAAGAAUACAGAACAAUAGAGUUGGCAGGGGCCUUCGAGGUCUUCUAGUCCAACCCCCUAUAGAGGACUCUAUCCAGUGUUUCUCAAUCUUGGCUGGCUGUAGAAUUCUGGGAAUUGAA
Molecule: messenger RNA, 5969 nt
Organism: Crotalus tigris (Tiger rattlesnake)
Lineage: Eukaryota; Metazoa; Chordata; Lepidosauria; Squamata; Viperidae
Gene: MCF2L2
Product: MCF.2 cell line derived transforming sequence-like 2
Exons: 34
Coding region: 870-4733 (1287 amino acids)
Biological process (GO): intracellular signal transduction
Cellular component (GO): cytoplasm
Molecular function (GO): protein binding; guanyl-nucleotide exchange factor activity
Source: RefSeq, a predicted model, not a curated record